Messenger RNA from Racocetra persica, 690 nucleotides. NCBI's taxonomy places the organism in Eukaryota, Fungi, Glomeromycota, Glomeromycetes, Diversisporales, Gigasporaceae. The record is from the annotation of a GenBank genome assembly.
AUGAAGAUUUCAGAAUUUGACAAUAAAAAUUGGGAGUUAGAAAAUGUACUUGAUAACUCUGGAAUAGGUGCAACAAUAGCACAUAUUCGUGGUGCUAAUGCAGGAGGUAUAACAGGUGCAGUCGCUUCUUUCCCAAAUGUUCCACUUGGACUUACAGGUGCACAAAUUAUCCUUGCUCAAAAUGUUGCUAAAGAUUGGACAAUAGCAAGAAGAUGCCCAACUAAUACAGUACUAGUUGCACCAAAUGCUAGAGGAGGUGUUUCUAUUAUUCUAGCAGGAAUACGAUCUGAACAAAGGCUUUGGUGGAUAAAAAAACAUUAUCCAACUGCUAAUAAAUAUGUAAAGAUGUUAGAAAUUGGAGCAUUAAGACAAGGUGUAUAUGAGAGUAAAUAUGGCGAUCAACUCGGUUAUACUCCAGCACAGAAGAAACCCAUUUCUUAUCUGGAUUUGGCAGAACUUGAAUUACGUCAUGGAAUAUUACAACAGGCACCAUCUCAAUCUCACCAUGCACCUAUUGAUUCUGCUAUUUCAGAUUUUUACACUAUAAAAUCAGAAAAACCUCGGCAAGCAUUUUAUAUAGUAGAUCAAGAAGGUAAUAAUAUGGAUCCACUUAUCCAAGAUCCAGAUUACCUUAAAUACCUCGAGCAAGCAAAAGCCUUAUAUAAAAAACCACAAAGAUCCAACCAAUCU